Messenger RNA from Antechinus flavipes (yellow-footed antechinus), 2369 nucleotides. Its product is annotated as sialic acid-binding Ig-like lectin 9. Bases 83 to 838 code for a protein of 251 amino acids. The record is from RefSeq and is a predicted model, not a curated record. Lineage: Eukaryota; Metazoa; Chordata; Mammalia; Dasyuromorphia; Dasyuridae. The transcript is spliced from 4 exons.
UGACACAGACGGGCAGAGGGAGCCAUGGUGUUGGCAGAGUGACACAGUGCCCCAUAGAGCCCGGCUCUCUCCUGUCUCCUGGAUGCUGUCAUUGCUGCUGCUGCUUCCCCUGCUCUGGGAGGGGUCCCUGUCCCAGACACUGCGGAUGCAGCGCUCGGUGACCGUACAGGAGGCGAUGUGUGUUCAAGUUCCCUGCACCUUUCGGGCCUCUGAACUCCGAAACUAUUCACCCAGCCCUGUUUAUGGCUACUGGUUCAGAAAAGGGGUUCCUGUUAGAGAUGGUGAUCCUGUGGCCACAAAUGACCCAUCCCGUUGGGUGCAGGAGGAAGACCGGGGCAGAUUUUAUCUUCUUGGGGACCCCAGGCUGCUCAAUUGCUCUCUGAGCAUCAUGGACCCCAAGCUCUCAGACACUGGGGAAUAUGUCUUCCGUUUGGAAAGAGGAGGCCUCAAGUUCAGUUUUAUAAUGUAUCCCCUUUAUGUGAAUGUGACAGACUUGACCCAGAAACCAGAUAUCUACGUUCCAGAGAAGCUAGAGUCGGGGAAAGCAGUGAUUCUGAAUUGUUCAUUUCCUUGGGUCUGUGAGGAAAACAAGACCUUCAGAUUCUCCUGGAUGGGGGCUGCCCUCCCCUCCCAGCAAAAAGUGCUCAGUUCUUCCCCCUACUCAGAGGUCUUCUUCAUUCCUGGGCACCAGCAUCAUGGCUCCAACCUCACCUGUCAAUUGACCUUUCCUGGACGCCAAUUGAGCACAGAGAGAACCAUCCAACUCAGUGUGUCCUAUCUUGUGCAGAAUGUGACCAUCUCCAUCGUCCAGGACAACAGUACAACGGGGAUUAAUUAACAAACUUUCAGGAUAAUGGCAGAAGGGAUCCUCAGCUUCUUCAGCUUUUACUCUGAGGGCACAAAUAUGGAGCAGAUGAGGGAGACAGGAGAUGCAGGAUUUUUCAUUUUGCAGGUCUAAGUUCUGCUUGUCCUGGACUCCUCCUGUUGGGAUAAUAACAGCUCACAUGUUCUCAUGCCCUUAAGGGCUAGAAACUCUAAUAUUCUGAUUGGUUUUCUGGAGGUCUCUGGGUCAGCUUUCAUUUCAACAGAGUAAUCACCAUGAGAAUAGCCAGAGAUAAAGUCCAAAAGUCUUUAUUGUCUCCUUCACAGUCUUGUCUCCUUGCCUGGGGCUAGAGCUAGCUUUCUGGAGAUCCUCCAGGAUGUGUCUUGGUUUCUGUGGGGGAGUUAGGAGGUCCACCACAACAGCCUCUGUUUUGAAGUCUCCCUGAGUCUGGGAGCUUGUGCUCCUGCCUCUAGUCCUCUGUCUUCUCUGAGUCUGUCUCCGAGCCCCUCUCUGGCUGAGCUUGUCCCAGGGUUUAUAUGCAGUAUAUUGAGUAUAAGCCAAACAUUAUAUCACUAGGGAACCAUUAUUUGUUGUAAGACUAAUUCAAUCAUACUGAACUAGAGAACUAUUAAUCAUCAUGCUAAACUAGAUAACUAAUGUCUAAUCAAUUCCACUGACUUAACAACAUUUCUCCAGAGUUCUGGCCCAUUACAUCUCCUGCUUUUUUGUUUGUUUGUUUUAGAACAUAAGUGGUCACACUCUCCCUGACUUCUCAUGGAGUUGAAAACCUCCAAAAAGAGGGGGUCACACCCCUCCUGACUUCUCAGAAAAGGGAGCAAAAACACCAUAAAAGGAGGUGAUCACACCCUCCCUGACGUCUCAGGAAGGAAAAUGAGAACACCAAAGGGAAAUGAGGAGUCAAACCAGAUUAGCGGGUUUCUGAAGGGUCCCACUUGAAGUAGGUAUACAUAAAUCCAUCAACAUGGGAGGUAUUACAAGAAACCAUUUCCUCCCAACAGUUCCAUGAGGUAAGGAAUGGGAACAUUCCCAUCCCUAUUCCCCAGAUGAGAAAGCUGAGACUGAGAGCUGUGAGGAGGAUCUGAUUCAGUUCACAUAUAUCCAGCACCAGAGAGAUGUGAGCUCUGAAUGCAGGGUCUAAAAACAGUGCCCAGUCCAUUACGCCAAGAGCCAGUCCCACCUCAGACUUUCAGUUCCCAGGGUGGAGCUUUGUCCAUGGCCCUUAAUGAUGUUUCCCUAUUGGAUGUGAUGCCAAGGGAUUCUGCAAUCCAACCAAAUAAAGGGGCUUUGCUAACUUGCUGCUUCCAUUCUGUUUUCAAGGCUGAUAUGGGGGCUUUGAAGGGUUUAUAGAGGAAGAGAUUACAGGGAAUGGGUCCAUGAGCCAUGGUCAUUUGGAGCCGGAGGCUGACCAGGCUGACCCUUUAACAUUUAGUUAGGUUACUUUGAGACAUCAGGGUGGCUGGGUGUUUGAAACUGGUAAUUUGAACUCAUAUAAAGUAAGAUCCCAGGCUCAUGGUAUGGCCUUUUC